UCGAUCAAGCGGCCGCUUCUUCUCUCUCCCUCUUUCUCUCUCUCUAUCGAAAGCACAGACGCAGUUCUAUCGCUUGUUCUAUCCGGGGAAAUCUUCUUCGGCUGCUUCGGAUCGAGGUGUGGGUUGAGGAGGACGCCAAAGAGACAUAUAUAGUUUGUCUCCACAGGGCUGUUCGUGAACAUAGAAGAGAAGAGAGGAGAAGAGAAGAGAUUGGCUUAUUUGUUGAUCUAUUUGUACCUGCGAAGAUGGCAAGGUUCAAUUGCUUCUCUAGUCUUCUCAUCCCAAAGAAGAAGAAAUCUGAUAAACCAUCUAAUCCACUCCAUGUCAGAUGGUUGAACAAUAUGAGAGAUUUGCGAGCUAAACCAGAAUUAGUUCAUCCUCUUGAUAAGGGAACAAAGGAGGCAUCUUUUGAGGUAAAAAGCCCUUUGACUAAAUUGAGUAAAAGCAAGGAUGGAGCUUUGACUAAGAAUCCGGCAGUGGUUGAGGCAGCCUAUGAGGGAGGUGACGAGCACGAUGACGUUCAAUCAAUAAAGAAAGACUUCUCUGUCAUCGAUCUCCAUGCAUUAGCUGGAGAGAAAGGUGAACUUGAAUCACCUGAUUUUAAUCAUGAAUGCAGCAGCAUCAACGUGAGGAAGAAUAACUCACAGAAAAAUGAAGGGAUCACUCCUGAGACGCUGAUUGAAAGUGGACAUGUGAGUGAUCCUGGAAUGGGAAAGACAAUGUCUUUUGGGGGCUCUCCAUUGCUGAAGCGAUCAUGCUCCAUGAUUGAAAGAAAGAGAAAUUGUCAAUUGCCUCCUAUAUCACCUUCCAAGUCUCAUUCCUAUGGAGAUCUGAAGAAGUUGUCUGGACAUGGCAUAGAAUCACAUGACAUUUUAGGCAGCCCAUUAUCAGUAGUGACCUCUUGCAGCGCUGACAAGGUAAUUCUAAAGAAGAAAUCUUCAAGUCAGGUGCUUCCCUCAAGAAGUAGAAAACUCUGGUGGAAGCUUUUUCUUUGGAGCCAUAGGAAUCUCCAUAGGUCCUCGUUCUCAAAACCAGAAAGGAAAUUCCUUCCAGUAGUAGCCUCAAACCAGAAAGAUGGUUACUGUUCCGAUACACUCCAAUCAAGUCCUACUGUUGACAUAAAGAAGAAGAAACCAAUGGAAGAGCCUCAUGUUGUUGCUGGUUUAUGGCCUCAGAAUCAAUGGGUUGCUUUUUGUGCAGAAUCAUCUUUAGACAGAGUUAGUGCUUGGGUCCAUAGUCUGGAAGAUGGCCCCUUUUUCCCAACUGACAAUGAUGAUAUAUCAGCUGGAGCUAAUGGUGAGAUAGCUACGGUUAAGGCAGGGGAACAUUCACAAAAGAACCAUGCUCAUACGAGCAAGCAUGCUUCGGAGGAAAUUGUGCAGGCCAACAACAUCAUUAAGUCUCUCAAUUCUUUGCAUUCAGUAGCUCAUAUUUCAGGUAUGGGCUUAAAAGUUAUACCUGCAAUUUCAGCGUUUACUAGCCUCCGAGAAGUCAAUUUAUCAAACAAUUUCAUAGUUCGUAUUUCUCAUGGAUCAUUACCUAAGAGCCUGCAUACACUUGACUUAUCAAGGAACAAGAUUUCCGCAAUCGAAGGUCUCAAAGAGUUGACGAAGCUAAGGCUACUAAAUCUAAGUUAUAAUAGAAUCUCGCAUAUUGGCCAUGGACUGUCAAAUUGCAUUAUCAUAAAAGAGCUAUACCUUGUUGGCAACAAAAUCAGCGAAGUGGAAGGACUCCACAGGCUCUUGAAGCUCAGCGUUCUUGAUCUAAGCUUCAACAAGAUCACGACAGCAAAUGCCUUAGGCCAGCUUGUUGCUAACUAUAAUUCCCUCUUGGCCCUCAACCUACUCGGGAACCCAAUUCAGACUCAUAUUGGGGAUGACCAGCUCCAAAAGUUUGUCUGCAGCCUCCUCCCCCAUCUUGUCUACCUCAACAAGCAGCCGACUAAACCCCACAGAUCUAGGGAGGCAGUGACCGAUAAUGUUGCCAAGGCUGCACUUGGGAGCAUUGGCUGGAACUCCCGGAAACGGCCAACAAGGCAUGCAGUAUUGAAUUUAAGCUCUCCAACUAAGGGAAUCACUAAUGGGAGUGAGCAAAAGAACAAACGCAGAUCAAAAAGCAGGCGGCAGCACUCAUUUCUGACACGAAAAUAACUGCAUAAUAUAUGAAGACCCUAAAUCUUCCUGCAUCUUAAUCUUCAAGCAUGUAUGUUACAUAGGCUGUUUUGACUUCAAUCUGAACAAUGCAGCUUAACACACCUCUGGGAAAUCUUCAAGCAAAUAAAGAUUUUGCAUGGCUCAUGUGCGUUUGACAAUGAACGAAGAGCACAAUGCAGCUCAACACACUUCUGGGAAAUAAUGCAAGGGAUUGGUCUUUUUUAUGUUCUAGAAACCGAAAUGGCUUGUCCCAUUUCAGUUCGUGUGUGUAUUGCAGUGUCUUUUUAGCUUUUCAGUUAUAUUUAUCAUCACAAUUGCUAUAA
Messenger RNA from Zingiber officinale, 2476 nucleotides. RefSeq lists its product as uncharacterized. Gene Ontology annotation, molecular function: protein kinase binding. Lineage: Eukaryota; Viridiplantae; Streptophyta; Magnoliopsida; Zingiberales; Zingiberaceae. The transcript has 5 exons. The coding region runs from base 246 to 2150 and encodes 634 amino acids. Gene Ontology annotation, cellular component: cytoplasm. The record is from RefSeq and is a predicted model, not a curated record.